AUGAGCGAAAACGACCUCCCACAUUUAUCUGAAGUUCUCAAGCCCUUCGACGUAGCCCACUCGCAACCUCGAGACUCUGCCACCUUCACUACACUCAAACGACGAGCCUCACCAUCCUUUGAGGAUGUCGCAGAUAUCAGUCGGAAGAGAUUGAAGGAGGCUGGUGCUCCUGAAAUCGAUAGAACCGAUGUCACUGAUAUGUCAAGCUUUCCGGACGAAUUGGCUCAAGACUUGCAGUGCGGAUGCUGCUCGGAGCUCGUCUACCGACCUGUACUUGUCAUGCCCUGUCAACAUUUCUUUUGUGGAAGCUGUUGCGUAUUAUGGAUUCGUAAUGGAGGCACGAAUUGCCCAGCUUGCCGUGGUCAAUCAACAAUUGUCAGCCCGUUCCGUGCAUUGCAGACUGUGGUCGAUACCUUGCUUCGCCUUGCACCUCAUAAAGCUCGCACGGAACGUGAACGCGAACAAGCAGAUGAGUUGUAUAAAGUUGGACAAUCCUUACGUCUGCCUGCACCGAGAGAAGCUUCGCCCGAGCCAAAUAUUAACCAGAGCACUGAUUUUGCCCACCCUUGCCCUCAUUGCUUGCCAGGUAACCCGUACGGCUACAGGUGUCCGCAGCCUGUCCCCGAUCCUAAUGUUGAUGCCGAGCACGCCUGGCCGCUAGAUGAUGGUCUGCCCCCAGGUCACGCCCAUUGUGGCAACUGUGAAAAUCUUCUGGCUGUUCGGGCCCCUGUAACGACCAGAUGCGAUAUGUGUCAGGUCUUUUUCUGUGGGAUUGGUGUUCAAGGCCGCUGUUUAGCGGCACCAAUUAUUUCACAGCAUCCUCAUGGACUCUCAGCUGUCAGCGACCUCAUCCAGAGUGCUGACGUCUAUGAGUGCUUUGAUGGCAACACCGUCGAAGUCGAUAUCAUGCUUGACUACUUAAACUCGCAGAGGUUAACGCCUAGGCAUAUUUAUCGCGAGAUCGUCACGCACAUCCAAUCGCAGCCUGGCGGUUUCCAACCUUUAAUCGAACUAGAUUUAUUUAGUGAUAUACAUGGUGUUGCAGCGGGAGCGGACGCAGCCGUAGAAGGCACUCGUAACAGAAUCUGCAGGGUCUGCGCGACAGAAGUCCUUCUAUGGGGGUUGAAAGAAUGGUGGAUACGUGAACGUCAGAAAGGUUUUCUUGAAGAGGCUGUCACGAAUCGCAAGGACUGCAAAGAUGGAAGUUCGUGCACCCAUCAGAGAGAGCUUGCACACGCACGAGAGUUCAAUCACAUCUUCACUUAUCCCGAACCCGAGCAACCUGCCCCCAAUCCUCAAGCAGUAUCAGAGCCUCCUGAAACUGAAUCCAACGAAGUCCCUGCAUCUUUAGAAGCUGAUACGAUUCGCAACAAUGAACCUCCCCCUUCCACUAAUCAUUCGACGCCAGAUCCUGAUUUUGCUACAAUUCUGGAUUAUCAUGCACCACCUCCACACUCUAUGGAUGUAGGCGAUGUCUUUUUAUGA
Molecule: messenger RNA, 1485 nt
Organism: Laccaria bicolor S238N-H82
Lineage: Eukaryota; Fungi; Basidiomycota; Agaricomycetes; Agaricales; Hydnangiaceae
Exons: 8
Coding region: 1-1485 (494 amino acids)
Biological process (GO): ubiquitin-dependent protein catabolic process; mitotic cell cycle checkpoint signaling; protein ubiquitination
Cellular component (GO): nucleus
Molecular function (GO): metal ion binding; ubiquitin-protein transferase activity
Source: RefSeq, a predicted model, not a curated record